This is a messenger RNA of Hyalella azteca, 759 nucleotides long. RefSeq lists its product as uncharacterized. The record is from RefSeq and is a predicted model, not a curated record. The transcript has 3 exons. NCBI's taxonomy places the organism in Eukaryota, Metazoa, Arthropoda, Malacostraca, Amphipoda, Hyalellidae. Bases 1 to 759 code for a protein of 252 amino acids.
AUGAGGCUAAUUACUAUCUUUAUUGUGGGAGUAAUUACUAUCUUUAUUGUGGGAGUAAUCACUAUCUUUAUUGUGGGAGUAAUCACUAUCUUUAUUGUGGGAGUAAUCACUAUCUUUAUUGUGGGAGUAAUCACUAUCUUUAUUGUGGGAGUAAUCACUAUCUUUAUUGUGGGAGUAAUCACUAUCUUUAUUGUGGGAGUAAUCACUAUCUUUAUUGUGGGAGUAAUCACUAUCUUUAUUGUGGGAGUAAUCACUAUCUUUAUUGUGGGAGUAAUCACUAUCUUUAUUGUGGGAGUAAUCACUAUCUUUAUUGUGGGAGUAAUCACUAUCUUUAUUGUGGGAGUAAUCACUAUCUUUAUUGUGGGAGUAAUCACUAUCUUUAUUGUGGGAGUAAUCACUAUCUUUAUUGUGGGAGUAAUCACUAUCUUUAUUGUGGGAGUAAUCACUAUCUUUAUUGUGGGAGUAAUCACUAUCUUUAUUGUGGGAGUAAUCACUAUCUUUAUUGUGGGAGUAAUCACUAUCUUUAUUGUGGGAGUAAUCACUAUCUUUAUUGUGGGAGUAAUCACUAUCUUUAUUGUGGGAGUAAUCACUAUCUUUAUUGUGGGAGUAAUCACUAUCUUUAUUGUGGGAGUAAUCACUAUCUUUAUUGUGGGAGUAAUCACUAUCUUUAUUGUGGGAGUAAUCACUAUCUUUAUUGUGGGAGUAAUCACUAUCUUUAUUGUGGGAGUAAUCACUAUCUUUAUUGUGGGAUUAUUAUAG